AUGACUCACUUCUCCUUCGCGGUGAAACCUUCGCCUCUCAACAGCGCCGCGCGCUCGCGCUUCCCCAAGUCCUGCUCCACCGGUUCCGUGGCUUACGGUUCUGCCACGUCAUCGGCUGCCGCACUGUCCCAGCUCGCGUCCCCGUUCGCUUCCCCGCUCGCCUCCCCGUUCGCCUCCCCCCUGGCGUCACCCCGGGCAUCCUCGUUUGCUGCUUCAGCAGCAGCAGCGGGUUUCAACUCGCCUCUCCCCUCUGUAUCAGCUUCCCCGCUGGUUUCCUCAACCAUGCACCCGUCAGCUAAUCACACUCGUUCUUCGCUGCCUCAUCAUGGGGACGACACGGCCGUGCAUGAACAUGACUCGUUAGAGGCUUCCUCGGUUAAGUCACAAGACAGGAUGCGACCCCCUACUGUACCCGUCGCUGGUGGGGAAAAUGUCCGUGCUUUGAAGCCGAAAUUGCCUCCCACGAAGCCUUCAAGUCAAGCCUUGGGAGAUUCUGGAGCCACUCCUACCGAAGCUGCUUCUAUCGAGUACAUUUCUGGAGCUGAGUCCAACGGGAACAGCUUUGAUGAGUUCAUUGUCAGGCGGCGGUUUGAAGUCAUGCCUCUUGACGACAACGACGAGCAGGAAUGUAACUUGGAGAGAAUGGCUUCUCAGGCGCGUCUUGAGGCUGCUAGACUUGCUGUAUUACCCCGCGAUAAGCGAUGCUCGUCCCGUCCCCCUCCCGUCGCCUUCACAUCCCCAUCCCGUCGCCUUCACUCCCCCCUCCCGUCGCUCUUCCCUUUUCCCUCGCGUCACCCUUCCCUUUUCCCGGACCGUCGCGCUUCCCUUUUCCCUCGAGUCGCUCUUCCCUUUUCCCUCUCGUCGCCUUCCCUUUUCCCUCCCGUCGCCUUCCCUUUUCCCUCCCGUCGCCUACCCAUUUCCCUCUCGUCGCCUUCCCUUUUCCCUCCCGUCGCCUUCCCUUUUCCCUCCCGUCGCCUUCCCUUUCCCCCCCCGUCGCCUUCCCUUUCCCCUCCCGUCGCCUUCCCUUUGCCCUCCCGUCGCCUUCCCUUUUCCCUCCCGUCGCCUUCCCUUUUCCCUCCCGUCGCCUUCUUUUUUCCCUCCCGUCGCCUUCCCUUUUCCCUCCCGUUCGCCUUCCCUUUUCCCUCCCAUCGUCUUCACCGAACUCUCCCGUCGCCUUCACUUCCCUCUCCCAUCGCCCUCGCUCCCCCCUCCCAUCGCCCUGCUCAUUCUCCAGUCGCCCUCUCUUCCCCGGCUCACCCUGUUUCCCCAGCUCCCACGCUAGCCCCCGGCUCUCUCUGUCUGUCUCCCCUGCUCAUUCUCUUCGCCGUCUCCCCCCCAUUCCCCCACAACCUCUUCCUCAAGUUUUCCGUUUCCCCCACGCUAAUCCUCCGUUCCCCUGUGCCACCCUUCCAUCUCCCCCACGCCAACUCUCUCUCCUGCGCCAACGUUAAUGGUCCCUUUCCCACACUCACCCCCUCCUCUUCCCCCAUUACCACCCUCCCUUUCCCCCACGCUGACCCUUCCUCCCCGAGGUGCCAACCCGUUCCUCCACGCCAACUCUCCCUUGCCCUCUCGUCAACCAUCCAUUUCACCACGUCGUUGCUCUACACUUCCCCCUCCUGUCGCCUUCACUCCCAUUCUCACUCUCUCCCCUCCUGCUCACGGGAUUCCGAGCCCUCACUCCCAUUCCCCCUGCUCACUCCCAUUCCCCCUGCUCACUCCCAUUCCCCCUGCUCACUCCCAUUCCCCCUGCUCACUCCCAUUCCCCCUGCUCACUCCCAUUCCCCCUGCUCACUCCCAUUCCCCCUGCUCACUCCCAUUCCCCCUGCUCACUCCCAUUCCCCCUGCUCACUCCCAUUCCCCCUGCUCACUCCCAUUCCCCCUGCUCACUCCCAUUCCCCCUGCUCACUCCCAUUCCCCCUGCUCACUCCCAUUCCCCCUGCUCACUCCCAUUCCCCCUGCUCACUCCCAUUCCCCCUGCUCACUCCCAUUCCCCCUGCUCACUCCCAUUCCCCCUGCUCACUCCCAUUCCCCCUGCUCACUCCCAUUCCCCCUGCUCACUCUCUUUCCCCCCCGUCUCACCCAUUUUCCCCCUCCUGGGACUAUUUCCCCCACUUUCUCGGCCUAAUAUUGCCCUGCACACUCCCUUGCUCCUUGCUCACACUCUCCCCUUCUGCUCACACCCUUUUCCCCUGUAAGGGCCUUACGUUCACUGUGCUACCCUGCGCCGCCCUCCUUUCUCAUAGCUACCCUGGUCAUUCUCCCAUCCCUGAUUCACUUGCGCUAACGUCUCCUGCACCGAUGCUCUCCUUUAUCCCACUCCCACCAUCUCUUUUCCACCCCCACCUCCCCCCCUUCUCCCGCAGUCGCUGGUGCACUUUGGCCGGCUGUGAGAGUGGGUUAAGCAGCAUCACCAGCGCCUCUGUCGGAAGGCUCCUCGCCUUCCGACGCCUGCUCUCCACCAACUCCGCCUGGACUGCCAUAACCCACCUCCCGUCCUCUCCCUCCGCCUCAUCUCCUUCCUCCUCUCACUCCUCCUCCUCUUCCUCAUCUCCCCUCACUCAUCUUGUUCUCUCUGGUGUCUCAAUCGCUCCUCCCUCAUCCCUCCCCCUUAGACACCUCCCUAGCCAUCUUCACCCACCUCGACCUCUCCCACUCGCGCGGCGCCACACUUCCUCCUCCUCCGCACCUCACCACUCUCCACCGCACUCCACUCCUCCAGGCCCUCACACCCCGCCCUGCGGCUAG
Messenger RNA from Closterium sp. NIES-65, 2748 nucleotides. Lineage: Eukaryota; Viridiplantae; Streptophyta; Zygnematophyceae; Desmidiales; Closteriaceae. The record is from the annotation of a GenBank genome assembly.